Messenger RNA from Anneissia japonica, 1053 nucleotides. RefSeq lists its product as uncharacterized. Gene Ontology annotation, molecular function: nucleic acid binding. Gene Ontology annotation, biological process: DNA integration. The transcript has a single exon. Bases 1 to 1053 code for a protein of 350 amino acids. The record is from RefSeq and is a predicted model, not a curated record. Lineage: Eukaryota; Metazoa; Echinodermata; Crinoidea; Comatulida; Comatulidae.
AUGGGUAUAGUCAAAUGCCGUGAAAGAGCACGGUCGUCUGUGUAUUGGCCAGGUUUAAGCCGCCAAAUAGAGGACAUAGUAAAUUCAUGUUACAGGUGCGCAGAAAACAAAAACGUCCAACGAGAGCCGUUAAUGCAAACCCCUACACCGGAUCGCCCAUGGAAAAUUGUGGCGACUGACUUGUUUCACUUGAAAGGGAACACUUACUUAUUAAUUGUUGACUACUACUCGCGGUUCGUCGAAGUAGAAUUAUUAACUACGACGACAAGUGAUGUCAUAGUUGAAAAGAUGAAGGCAACGUUCGCGAGGCAUGGUAUUCCGGACACUUUGAUAUCGGACAAUGGUCCUCAAUAUGAUUCAGACGCGUUCAAAGCAUUCACAAAUGACUACGCUUUUGAACACAGAACGUCAAGUCCUCGCUAUCCACAAGCAAAUGGAGAAGCGGAACGAGCUGUACAGACCGCCAAAGCCUUGAUCAAAAAGAAUCCAGAGGAUUACCAUAAAGCACUCCUUAAUUACAGAGCGACUAAGCUAGCGAAUGGAUAUAGUCCAUCAGAGUUAUCAAUGGGGCGAAGUUUAAAAACGUCACUGCCUACCAGUGAGAGCCUAUUAAUUCCACGAUGGCCUCAGCCUGAAAUCAUACAACAAAAAGAAAGACUGAGCAGAACGAAGCAAAAGCUUAACUACGACCAUCGUCAUAGAGCCCGACCACUCAACACGCUGGCUGAAGGUGAUCAUGUGUUCAUACGCGACCAGCAGAAACGUGGCAUAAUCGCGAAAGCAGCAGACACACCCCGCUCAUUCGUUAUUGAGACUGGUAGCACCAAAGUCCGUAGAAACCGCAGAGACUUAUUGCCUACUAGUGCGCCAGUAAGCUUAAAUCGCGAUUCAAUCGUACAUGAAAGCGAAGACGAAAUGGCAAGCGACGAAUCCGUCACACCUACGCUUGUUCAGGAUACGAGACCACCGAGGCCCGAAACUUGUGUGCCAAGUGACAUUGUUAAGACUCGAAGUGGUAGAGUUAUCAAGCCACCAAAGCGACUUGACUUGUAA